Molecule: messenger RNA, 2994 nt
Organism: Trametes versicolor FP-101664 SS1
Lineage: Eukaryota; Fungi; Basidiomycota; Agaricomycetes; Polyporales; Polyporaceae
Product: cysteine protease ATG4
Exons: 5
Coding region: 1-2994 (997 amino acids)
Molecular function (GO): protein-phosphatidylethanolamide deconjugating activity
Source: RefSeq, a predicted model, not a curated record
AUGUCGAGCAAACCAUCGCGCACAUCGCCCUCGCCAUCGUCGCCGACCACCUCAAACCAUGGCUCUAAGCUCCCCAAAUUCCUCCAGAAGCAAUCGCGCGACCGCUCCAGGUCCAUGGUCGACCCUUCUGGCAGUCCCACCCCCAGCUCUUCGUCCUCGAGCCCAAUAGUCCCCGAGACCCCAAAACACAAGAAGCCAGGCCGGCGAGGUUCGAUCUUCCGGGAUGCUGGUAGCCGACGCCAAUCUCAAGACGUCGACCUCGGUGAUGUGUCUAGGGACGUCGAGGAUAUGCCCGACGAAACCCCCGUCAUUGUCGAGCCAGUCACCAUCCCACGACCAAGAACGCGCUCAGAGCGACCAGCAUCGGACAACUACUCGUCUGUACCAUAUUACUCUCCAGGGUCUAACCCACGUCUCAGCGACCUCCCCACCCGCCUCUCUGGGUGGUUUGCCCACACCUUCAGCUCGUCCUCAACCGACCUCACUCUUCCCUCGCUCCUCUCCCAGCAACAUUUGAACGCGGCUGUCUCACCCAAGGGCAAGGGUUCUGCGCUGCUCACUGCGGCGCGGCACGGCAAGGGCCACUUGGACAAAGCCAUGCGCUAUCUGCUCGACAGCGACGCGACGCCCGAUAAGUGUCCGGACCCGAUCUGGCUGCUGGGCGUGCAGCAUCCUGGCUACGAACCCUCCCUUAAUCCCAUCCCCGACCUCCCAGAAAGUCCUGGGCGGCGCAACUCGAGCGAUUCGCGCCGGUCGCCAUCGUCUUUCCGUUCGUCUACUUCCUCUUCUCCUGUGACUCCUAGUUCCGCUCCACCAGACCCGUCCCUUUCCCAGUCUCUUCCAGCCUCGGCAGGCCCAUCCAAGGACCCGUCGAAGAAUUGGCCACCUGUCUUCUACGCCGACUUCACAUCUCGGAUAUGGCUCACCUAUCGCUCUCAGUUUUUCCCGAUUCGCGAUACCACCUUAGCUGCGCUCGACGCCGAGCUCAUGGACAAUCCUACCGGAGUUCCCAGCAGCCCGCCAACGAAGAAGUGGAAUUGGCCUCUGGGCGGGGAGAAAGGGUGGACGACCGACGCGGGAUGGGGCUGUAUGCUGCGCACGGGCCAAUCGCUCUUAGCGAACGCGCUGGUGCAUCUCCAUCUUGGCCGAGACUGGCGGCGACCUCCCCAUCCUGUGUAUACCGCCGAUUAUGCAACAUAUGUGCAAAUCGUGACAUGGUUCCUCGAUAAUCCCUCCCCCUUAUGUCCGUUCAGCGUCCACCGGAUGGCCCUUGUUGGCAAGGACCUCGGCAAGGACGUGGGACAGUGGUUCGGCCCCAGUACGGCUGCUGGUGCAAUAAAGACGCUCGUACAUGCAUUCCCUGAAGCGACCCUUGGAGUCGCAAACGCUGUCGAUGGCACGCUGUACGAGUCAGACGUCUACGCGGCGUCUCGAUCGGUGAUGUAUUCCACCCGAAGACACGGCCACGCACGCAUGGAUUGGGGCGAUCGCGCUGUUCUCGUACUCAUUGGCAUCCGCCUAGGCAUCGAGGGUGUGAACCCUCUGUACUAUAACACCAUCAAGACGUUGUAUACCUUCCCUCAAUCGGUCGGCAUCGCAGGCGGACGGCCUUCCUCCUCAUACUACUUUGUCGGCUCACAGGCUGACAAUCUCUUCUACCUUGACCCUCAUCAUGCGCGCCCUGCGGUUCCCCUACGCCCACCGCCACGCAAUGUGGAUUCGUGGGGACGACAGGGCUCGCCCGAAGCAUAUGGCUCGGAUAUGGAGCGGGAUCGAGACCGGACCUACCGGCCGCCUCACCAUGUGCGCUCGUCUACCUCUCCGUUCUCGGGGCGGACGAGCGGAAACACGUCGGCGUCAUCCUACUCAUACCGUUCGCCUACACUCUCGCCCUCGCCCCUGCAACAGCAGCUCUCGACUUCAUCCGCGUCUACCUCUCAGUCCGAGUCUUCGCAAUCGCACAUGCACGCGCGCUGGCAGUCGUCGAGCGUUCUGCCCGACGACUCCGCUGAGAUGGACUCCCGCGAGCUUGGGCUGGGCGCGGACCUUGACCCGGUCCAGCGCCACUACGUGACUGCGUACUCGCAGACGGAGCUGAAGACAUUCCACUGCGACCGCGUGAGGAAGAUGCCAUUGUCGGGACUGGAUCCUAGCAUGUUGCUCGGGUUCCUGUGCAAGGACGAGGCCGAGUGGCUGGACCUCAAGGACCGGAUAGCGGAGCUCUUCCGCAACAACAAGAGCAUCUUUUCGCUGGCGAACGAGCCGCCGCAAUACCCGUCGGACUCCGACGACAUGGGCCUCGAGUCCGUGUCGGAGCCCGACAUCGACAUGCCCGACGAUGACGAGUUCUCGCUGGGGAACUCCCCCGCAGGGAGUGUGCACGGCUCCGGCGUCGGCGGCAGCGUGAAGUCCGAAGUGGACACGGAGGACGACCCGAUCGCGCCACUGACACCGAGCGCAGGCAAGGCGUCAUUCGACAUUGACUCGGGCGCGCCAGAGCGCAUGAAGCGCGAGCCGUCGAGCCGCUCCAGCCAGGACUCGCUCAGCUUCGACGACGAGGACGACGAGGAGUGGGAGGACCCCGCAGAGUUCCCCACGCCCAUGAUGCCGUCCGAACCUGAGCCAGUGCACAUCCGCGCUACCCACAACCACACAGAGGCGCCAAUGCCGAUCGCGAAGAGCCACUCGACGAGUUCGACAACUAGUAAUUCCACGACGGCGAGCACGGAGAAGACACGGCGCAAGACGAAGAAGGGGACUUCGGCCUCGGCGAAGACCCCGCGCGCGGCGCCGCACCAGCAGGAGGUGCAGGUGCAGUACCCGUUCCCCGCGGCGUAUCCCGGGGAGGAGGCGGAGGCGCUGCCGUCCCCGCCGGAUCCGCAGGGGCAGGGGAAGCGCGUGCCGCAGAUGCGGACGGCGAAGGCGCGCGACGGUGGACGGACGCAGAGCGGGGGCGUGAAGGGGAUAUUGGUGGACGAUGCGGACGACUUCUGA